CCAAGAUCUCAGCAUUGAUGCUGAGAAUCCAGGAUUGACUGGCAACACAUGCACGUCUUCUGCGAUCACUUCAUGACAAGUCCCCAUCGGGGCUUCGUUGUUAUCCCAGCAUCCCAAUGGGGAAAUCGAGUAUGUCAGAUGCAGUCGACGACCAGUAAAACACAUUGGGCUCUCGUAGAACGGCCCUCAGAUCCUUCCUGCUGGCUGUAAAAUGACGACGCCACCGCCUCGACGUCUCCACCGACGUCAUGGUCCACCGUCGGCACUGCAGGAUUCUCGUCUGGCCUACGGUCUUUUCGCACAUUCGGAUAAUUCCGGCCUGCAGACGAGGGUCAAGUGUGGACAGGUUGUCUCCCCGCGGCGUGGAUCCGUUUUUCCAACCCGCGCUGUAUGCUUACAGAAAGCGAAUGACAUACAUCUCCGU
Molecule: messenger RNA, 424 nt
Organism: Mycena citricolor
Lineage: Eukaryota; Fungi; Basidiomycota; Agaricomycetes; Agaricales; Mycenaceae
Source: the annotation of a GenBank genome assembly